AUGACACUGGAAAAACAAUUAGCGGAAACCUUAAUCAAACGACGUCAAAUAUCGAAAAUGCGUAGAUUAGUUAUAAACCCAACCAAUGGCAUCGACUUUUCUUCGAACGAUUUUCUAGGUCUCUCUCAUUCUUCAUCUUUUCGAAAAGCCUAUCUGGCUGAAUUAAACGCCAUGCCCUCUAUCAUGGGUUCUACAGGCUCUAGACUGUUGGACGGAAACUCGUCUUAUGCUGAAAUGCUCGAACAACGUAUCGCUCUCUUUCACCAAGCUCCCGCCGCACUCAUCUUCAACUCGGGGUUCGACGCCAAUGUCGGUUUAUUCAGUACGGUUCCUCAACGUGGGGAUGUCAUUUUGUAUGACGAAUUCAUUCAUGCCAGUGUUCAUGAAGGCAUGCGCAUGUCGCGUUGCGCCAAGUACAUUCCCUUCAACCACUCAGACUUGGUCCACUUUGAGCAACUCUUACAGUCCGUUAUUGUCCAGUUCCCUGGCCAAAAUAUUUUUAUCGCCGUCGAAUCCGUAUAUUCUAUGGAUGGGGAUAUCGCUCCUUUAAAACAAAUCAUUGACAUCUUGCGCAAAUAUUUCCCCCAACGAGAAAAUGGCUAUGUGAUAGUAGACGAGGCGCAUGGCACUGGCGUGUUUGGUGAUAGUGGGCGUGGCGUGGUAUCUCAAUUGGGUCUGGAAAACGAAAUCUUUGCUCGUCUUCAUACCUUUGGAAAAGCCUUGGCUAGUAACGGAGCUGCUGUGCUUGGCUCUGACAUACUUCGCAAUUACCUGGUUAAUUAUGCAAGACCCUUGAUUUACUCUACUUUCAUGUCAUUCAGUUCUUUGGCAUCCAUCAAAUGUGCCUAUGAUAUACUCGAGAACGGCGAUACCAUGCCUAUCCAGUCUCAUGUGCAUGCCAUGACUCAGCGAUUCAGAGAUACUAUUCGACUGCCAUCGGGCACAUUACUGCCUUCCUCCAGUCCAAUCCAGGGCGUAGUGCUAAACGGAAAUGCACCUGUCAGAGCACUAGCCACUUAUCUCAACAGCAAAGGUUUGAUUGUCAAACCCAUCUGCUCACCCACUGUGCCCAUUGGCCAAGAACGUGUACGUAUUUGUAUUCAUGGUCACAACACUCUACAACAAGUUGAUACACUUGUGCAAGAAAUCCACCGCUUCUUUCAAACAACGGAAGUGGAAGCCAAGCUUUAA
Molecule: messenger RNA, 1191 nt
Organism: Mucor mucedo
Lineage: Eukaryota; Fungi; Mucoromycota; Mucoromycetes; Mucorales; Mucoraceae
Product: pyridoxal phosphate-dependent transferase
Exons: 4
Coding region: 1-1191 (396 amino acids)
Biological process (GO): biosynthetic process
Molecular function (GO): pyridoxal phosphate binding
Source: RefSeq, a predicted model, not a curated record